UCCCCUCCCGCUGCUGUGCCCGGCCUGUCAUUGCUCUUCGGUGCCUUGAAGGUUAAGUGCGCCCGCCCGCCCGCCCGGGAUAUUUUUAAACUGGCCGGGGCCGGUUCAUCUAAAAGUGACAUUUGCAGUCACGGCGGGGAGCAGCGGGCCAUGCCGCCGGCUUAGGCUCCGGGGGGCCCUUUGCAAACAAGAGCCAACCCCGGGGAAUGUGAGCCUGAGCCUGAGCCUGAGCACACGCGGCCGGGAGGACAUGGGGCCAGGAAAGGCCCGGAGAGAGGGGUUUUCUGAAUGACCUUGCUGCUUUGUCUGUGCUGUCUGAUUUUCUCCUGCCUGACCUUUUCCUGGUUAAAAAUCUGGGGGAAAAUGACAGACGCCACACCAGCCGCCAAGAAUAAACCGGAGGCGAGCUUCGUGCCGAGCCAGGAGCCCCUUCCAGCGCCCAACAGCUCCGAGGAGCCACCGCAGAAAAACGGGGACAGCGGCCCUUUGCCAAAGACCCCCAACCAGGAGGAGCCCGCCUCUCAGAAAAGCCCCAAAGAUGCCGACUGGCAAAGGACCUCCAGGCCGCCCCGGCACAGGCACCCCUCCAGAAGCCCCCUUCCCUCCCGCGAUGCCUCCCCAGCCAGUGGGAUAAGGACCCCAGGCCUGGAGGCCCCAGACGCCAACGGCCUGUCCUCGCCGCCGGCCAGGCCCCAGGCCCGAGUCAGGGCCCUGUCCAAAGAGGACCAGAAGCAGGCGCGCCUCAAGAGGCAGCUGAUGACCAACUUCAUCCUGGGCUCCUUCGACGACAACUCCUCCGACGAGGAUGCGGGGGCCGGCCCUGGCCGGGAGUCCUCCCGCAGGGGCAGCCGGGCCAGCCUGGGGGCCCUGACCCUGGAGGCUGCUCGGGCCGCAGGCGACUCGGAGGCCCUGGUCCCCGCGAUGAGGCCCAGCAUGUCUGGACUCCACCUGGCGAAGAGGGGCCGCGAGCACAAGAGGGUGGACGUGCACAGAGACUUCACCGUGGCUUCGCCGGCCGAGUUUGUCAUGCGCUUUGGGGGGGACCGGGUCAUUGAGAAGGUGCUCAUCGCCAACAACGGCAUCGCCGCCGUGAAGUGCAUGCGCUCCAUCCGCCGGUGGGCCUACGAGAUGUUCCGGAACGAGCGCGCCAUCCGGUUUGUCGUCAUGGUGACUCCAGAGGACCUCAAGGCCAACGCAGAGUACAUCAAGAUGGCAGACCAGUAUGUCCCCGUCCCCGGGGGGCCCAACAACAACAACUACGCCAACGUGGAGCUGAUCGUGGACAUCGCUAAGCGGAUCCCCGUGCAGGCGGUGUGGGCUGGCUGGGGCCAUGCUUCCGAAAACCCCAAACUCCCGGAGCUCCUGUGCAAGGACGAGAUUGCUUUCUUAGGCCCUCCCAGCGAGGCCAUGUGGGCCCUGGGAGACAAGAUUGCCUCCACCAUCGUGGCCCAGACGCUGCAGAUUCCAACCCUGCCCUGGAGCGGAAGCGGCCUGACGGUGGAGUGGGCAGAGGACAGUCUGCAGGAGGGGAAGAGGAUCAGGGUCCCGGAAGACGUGUACAGCCAGGGCUGUGUGAAGGACGUAGAGGAGGGCUUGCAGGCAGCAGAACAGAUUGGCUUCCCGCUGAUGAUCAAAGCUUCCGAAGGCGGUGGCGGGAAAGGGAUCCGGAAGGCGGAGAGCGCCGAGGACUUCCCCAUCCUGUUCCGGCAGGUGCAGAGCGAGAUCCCGGGCUCCCCCGUCUUCCUCAUGAAGCUGGCCCAGCGCGCCCGGCACCUGGAGGUGCAGAUCCUCGCUGACCAGUACGGCAGCGCCGUGUCCCUGUUCGGGCGCGACUGCUCCAUCCAGCGGCGCCACCAGAAGAUCAUCGAGGAGGCGCCUGCCACCAUCGCCACCCCGGUCGUGUUCGAGUUCAUGGAGCAGUGCGCCGUCCGCCUGGCCAAGACCGUGGGCUACGUGAGCGCGGGGACGGUGGAGUACCUGUACAGCGAGGACGGCAGCUUCCACUUCCUGGAGCUGAACCCCCGGCUGCAGGUGGAGCAUCCCUGCACGGAGAUGAUCGCCGACAUCAACCUGCCGGCCGCCCAGCUGCAGAUCGCCAUGGGCGUGCCACUGCACCGGCUGAAGGACAUCCGCCUGCUGUACGGAGAGUCGCCGUGGGGGGUGACGCCCAUCGCCUUCGAAACGCCCCCCAACCCGCCCCUUGCCCGCGGCCACGUCAUCGCAGCCAGAAUCACCAGCGAAAACCCUGAUGAGGGGUUCAAGCCGAGCUCGGGGACAGUCCAGGAGCUGAAUUUCCGCAGCAGCAGGAACGUGUGGGGCUAUUUCAGCGUGGCGGCCGCUGGUGGCCUGCACGAGUUUGCCGACUCCCAGUUCGGACACUGCUUCUCCUGGGGAGAGAACCGGGAAGAGGCCAUCUCGAACAUGGUGGUGGCCCUGAAGGAGCUGUCCAUCCGGGGCGACUUCAGGACCACCGUGGAGUACCUCAUCAACCUCCUGGAGACCGAGAGCUUCCAGAACAACGACAUCGACACCGGCUGGCUGGACCACCUCAUCGCCGAGAAAGUGCAGGCCGAGAAGCCGGAUAUCAUGCUCGGGGUGGUGUGUGGCGCCUUGAACGUGGCCGACGCGAUGUUCAGAACCUGCAUGACGGACUUCCUGCACUCGCUGGAGAGGGGCCAGGUCCUGCCUGCGGAUUUCCUGCUGAACACGGUGGACGUGGAACUGAUUUAUGGAGGCGUUAAGUAUAUUCUCAAGGUGGCCCGGCAGUCGCUGACCAUCUUCGUCCUCAUCAUGAACGGCGGCCACAUCGAGAUCGACGCCCACCGGCUCAACGACGGCGGCCUCCUGCUGUCCUACGACGGCAACAGCUACACCACCUACAUGAAGGAGGAGGUGGACAGUUACCGCAUCACCAUCGGCAACAAGACGUGCGUGUUCGAGAAGGAGAACGACCCCACGGUGCUGCGGUCGCCCUCGGCCGGGAAGCUGACGCAGUACACGGUGGAGGACGGGGGCCACGUGGAGGCCGGGGACAGCUACGCCGAGAUGGAGGUGAUGAAGAUGAUCAUGACCCUGACCGUGCAGGAGAGCGGCCGGGUGAAGUACAUCAAGCGCCCGGGGGCCGUGCUGGAGGCGGGCUGCGUGGUGGCCAGGCUGGAGCUCGAUGACCCAUCCAAGGUGCACCCGGCCAAGCCGUUCACAGGGGAGCUCCCCGCCCAGCAGACGCUGCCCCUCAUGGGGGAGAAGCUGAACCAGGUCUUCCACAGCGUCCUGGAGAACCUCACCAACGUCAUGAGCGGCUACUGCCUGCCCGAGCCCAUCUUCAGCGUAAAGCUGAAGGAGUGGGUGCAGAAGCUCAUGAUGACCCUGCGGCACCCGUCGCUGCCGCUGCUGGAGCUGCAGGACAUCAUGACCAACGUGUCGGGCCGCAUCCCCGCCCCCGUGGAGAAGUCGGUCCGCAGGGUGAUGGCCCAGUACGCCAGCAACAUCACCUCCGUGCUCUGCCAGUUCCCCAGCCAGCAGAUCGCCAACAUCCUGGACUGCCAUGCGGCCACCCUGCAGCGGAAGGCCGACCGGGAAGUGUUCUUCAUGAACACACAGAGCAUCGUGCAGCUGGUCCAGAGGCUGACCCCUUUCAGCAUCCCAACUCUAUACCGCAGCGGCACCCGCGGCUACAUGAAGGCGGUGGUGCUGGACCUCCUGAAACGGUACCUGCAAGUCGAGCACCACUUCCAACAAGCCCACUACGACAAGUGCGUGAUCAACCUGCGGGAGCAGCUGAAGCCCGACAUGGCGCAGGUGCUGCACUGCAUCUUCUCGCACGCGCAGGUGGCCAAGAAGAACCAGCUGGUGAUCAUGCUCAUCGACGAGCUCUGUAGCCCAGACCCUUCCCUGUCGGAGGAGCUGACCUCCAUCCUCAGCGAGCUCACGCAGCUCAGCAAGACCGAGCACUGCAAAGUGGCCCUCAGGGCCAGGCAGGUCCUCAUCGCCUCCCACCUGCCCUCCUAUGAGCUGAGGCACAACCAGGUGGAGUCCAUUUUCCUGUCUGCCGUCGACAGGUACGGCCACCAGUUCUGCCCGGAAAACCUCAAGAAAUUAAUACUCUCGGAGACGACCAUCUUUGACGUCCUGCCCGCUUUCUUCUAUCACGUCAACAAGGUGGUCUGCAUGGCGUCCUUGGAGGUGUACGUGCGGAGGGGGUACAUCGCCUACGAGCUCAACAGCCUGCAGCACCGGCAGCUCCCGGACGGCACCUGUGUGGUGGAGUUCCAGUUCAUGCUGCCCUCCUCCCACCCCAACCGGAUAGCCGUGCCCGUCAGCAUCACCAACCCCGAUCUGCUGAGACACAGCACCGAGCUCUACAUGGACAGCGGCUUCUCCCCGCUGUGCCAGCGGAUGGGCGCCAUGGUGGCCUUCAGGAGGUUCGAGGAGUUCACCAGGAACUUCGAUGACGUCAUCUCCUGCUUCGCCAACGUGCCCCGGGACGCCCCCCUCUUCAGCAAGGCCCAGACCUCCGUGUACUCGGAGGACUGCAAGAGCCUCCGCGAGGAGCCCAUCCACAUCCUGAACGUGGCCAUCGAGUGCGCCGAGCACCUGGAGGACGAGGAGCUGGUGCCGAUCCUGCGGACCUUCGUGCAGUCCAAGAAAAACAUCCUGGUGGAGUACGGGCUCCGGAGAAUCACGUUCCUGAUCGCGCAGGAGAAAGAAUUCCCCAAGUUUUUCACCUUCAGAGCAAGAGACCAGUUCGCAGAAGAUCGCAUUUACCGCCACCUGGAGCCCGCCCUGGCCUUCCAGCUGGAGCUCAGCCGGAUGCGCAACUUCGACGUGACAGCCGUGCCCUGCGCCAACCACAAGAUGCACCUGUACCUGGGCGCCGCCAAGGUGAAGGAGGGCGUGGAGGUGACCGACUACCGCUUCUUCAUCCGCGCCAUCAUCCGCCACUCGGACCUGAUCACCAAGGAGGCCUCCUUCGAGUACCUGCAGAACGAGGGCGAGCGGCUGCUGCUGGAGGCCAUGGACGAGCUGGAGGUGGCCUUCAACAACACCAGCGUGCGCACCGACUGCAACCACAUCUUCCUCAACUUCGUGCCCACCGUCAUCAUGGACCCCUACAAGAUCGAGGAGGCUGUGCGCUCCAUGGUCAUGCGCUACGGCAGCCGGCUGUGGAAGCUGCGCGUGCUCCAGGCCGAGGUCAAGAUCAACAUCCGCGAGACGGCCGCCGACAGCGCCAUCCCCAUCCGCCUGUUCAUCACCAACGAGUCCGGCUACUACCUGGACAUCAGCCUCUACAAGGAGGUCACCGACCCCAGAUCCGGAAACAUCCUGUUUCACUCCUUCGGCAACAAGCAGGGAGCCCAGCACGGGAUGCUCAUCAACACUCCCUACGUCACCAAGGACCUGCUGCAGGCCAAGCGCUUCCAGGCCCAGUCCCUGGGGACCACCUACGUGUACGACUUCCCAGAAAUGUUCCGGCAGGCUCUCUCUAAACUGUGGGGCUCCCCAGACAAGUGCCCCAAAGACAUGCUGACGUACACGGAGCUGGUGCUGGACCCGCAGGGCCAGCUGGUGGAGAUGAACCGGCUGCCCGGAGGAAACGAGGUGGGCAUGGUGGCCUUCAGAAUGCACCUGAAGACCCGGGAGUAUCCGCAGGGGCGGGACCUGGUCCUCAUCAGCAACGACAUCACCUUCCGCAUCGGCUCCUUCGGCCUGGGCGAGGACCUCCUGUACCUGCGCGCCUCCCAGCUGGCCCGGGCCGAGGGCAUCCCGCAGGUCUACCUGGCCGCCAACAGCGGGGCGCGCAUCGGCCUCGCCGAGGAGAUCAAGCACAUGUUCCAGGUGGCCUGGGUGGACCCGGAAGACCCCCUCAAGGGAUUUAAGUACCUGUACCUGACCCCCCAAGAGUACACCCGGAUCAGCUCCCUGAACUCCGUCCACUGCAAACACGUGGAGGAGGAAGGGGAAUCCAGGUACGUCAUCACGGACAUCAUUGGGAAGGACGAUGGCCUGGGCGUGGAGAACCUGAGGGGCUCGGGCAUGAUCGCAGGCGAGUGCUCCCUGGCCUACGACGAGAUCGUCACCAUCAGCAUGGUGACCUGCCGCGCCCUGGGCAUCGGGGCCUACCUGGUGCGGCUGGGCCAGCGGGUGAUCCAGGUGGAAAACUCCCACAUCAUCCUGACCGGAGCCAGCGCCCUCAACAAGGUCCUGGGCAGAGAGGUCUACACGUCCAACAACCAGCUGGGCGGCGUGCAGAUCAUGCACAACAACGGCGUCUCCCACAUCACCGUGCCCGACGACUUUGAGGGUGUUUACACCAUCCUGGAGUGGCUGUCCUACAUGCCCAAGGACAAUCACAGCCCGGUCCCCAUCGUCACUCCCACUGACCCCAUUGACAGGGAGAUCGAGUUUUGCCCAUCGAGAGCCCCCUACGACCCCCGGUGGAUGCUUGCAGGAAGGUCUCACCCAACUCUGAAGGGGACCUGGCAGAGUGGAUUCUUUGACCAGGGCAGCUUCAAGGAGAUUCUGGCGCCCUGGGCCCAGACCGUGGUGACGGGACGAGCAAGGCUGGGGGGCAUCCCUGUGGGAGUGAUCGCCGUGGAGACGCGGACGGUGGAGAUGGUGGUGCCCGCAGACCCCGCCAACCUGGAUUCCGAGGCCAAGAUCACCCAGCAGGCGGGCCAGGUGUGGUUCCCGGACUCCGCCUACAAGACGGCCCAGGUCAUCAAGGACUUCAACCAGGAGAAGCUGCCCCUGAUGAUCUUUGCCAACUGGAGGGGCUUCUCUGGGGGCAUGAAAGACAUGUACGACCAGGUGCUGAAGUUCGGGGCCUACAUCGUGGACGGCCUCCGGCAGUACCGCCAGCCCAUCCUCAUCUACAUCCCGCCCUACGCGGAGCUCCGGGGCGGCUCCUGGGUGGUCCUGGACUCCACCAUCAACCCGCUGUGCAUAGAGAUGUACGCGGACAAGGAGAGCAGGGGGGGCGUUCUGGAGCCGGAGGGGACCGUGGAGAUUAAGUUCCGGAAGAAGGACCUGAUAAAGGCCAUGAAGAGGAUCGACCCGACGUACAAGAAGCUCGUGGAGCGGUUAGCAGGAGCGUCUGAUCUCUCCGACAAGGAGAGCAGGGACCUGGAGUGCCAGCUGAAGGCCCGGGAGGAGCUGCUGCUGCCCAUCUACCACCAGGUGGCGGUGCAGUUCGCCGACCUCCAUGACACGCCGGGCAGGAUGCUGGAGAAGGGGGUCAUCUCCGACGUGCUGGAGUGGAGGACCUCGCGCACCUUCCUGUACUGGCGCCUGCGCCGCCUGCUGCUGGAGGAGCAGGUGAAGAAGGAGAUCCUGCAGGUCAGCGGCGAGCUCAGCCACGUGCACAUCCAGUCCAUGCUGCGCCGCUGGUUCGUGGAGACGGAGGGCGCCGUCAAGGCCUACCUGUGGGACAACAACCAGAUGGUGGUGCAGUGGCUGGAGCAGCACUGGCAGGCAGGCGACGGCUUGCACUCCACCAUCGGCGAGAACAUCAAGUACCUGAAGCGGGACUCCGUGCUCAAGACCAUCCGGGGCCUGGUCCAAGACAACCCCGAGGUGGCUGUGGACUGCAUGAUGUACAUGAGCGAGCACAUCAGCCCGGCCCAGCGGGCCCAGGUCGCUCACCUCCUGUCCACCAUGGACAGCCCGGCCUCCACCUGAGCGCCGGCCGCUGGCCGCUCGCAGCACCGCGGGCAAGAGGAACCGCCCCGGCCCGCCGGCCGCAGGCCCCUGCCAGGACCGCGGGGUUUGCUUCUUAAAACGGAAAGUUCCCGGCAUUUCUGCAGGGCUGCUGGCUCCCAACUCACUCCUGUCCCAAUAAACCGCGCAGGAGCGCCCCCUCCCGGCGGAACGCGCCUCCUCCCGUUGCCGGGAGUGUUUGUCUCUGAAGACUGUCUGCUGCAUCACUGAAUGAAUGGAACCCCAGCGCCCGAGCUCCCUUCCCUUUGGGGGUCGUUUUAUACCAGAUCAUGGGAUGUUAUUUUUUUACUCGGACACCGGCUCUCGCUGUAAACAUCUGCAUUUCAGCAGAACACAGAGGCCAAGGAAAGAAAGAAAGACAAGACAAAGAAGAGAAACCUAUUUUUGUAACGAUGCUGUUUGGAGACUGUCCAGCUGCCCGGGCGAGGGUACCCGUGGUUUUUAUUAAGAGAAUAAAAUGGAAUCUUGUUCCCCGAUGUCCCCUAGUGAGUCGCAAGAGAUGGCCCAUCGGCAGGCCGUGCUUAGCGCUCAGGGGCAGAGAUCCCAUUUGGGGAAAGGAGAUGAGAACUAGCGGAAUUGCCCCGGGGGAAGGUCCCGGACGCAUGGAGAUCUCUACUGAGGGCUCACAGCCCCCUGCCCGCCCCUCCCUCUGAGGACAAGGACCAGCCGUGGUGGGUCCCCCACUCCCACCCGGGACUGGCCACCCUUUCCCGGUGCCCUCCUGCCCUGUUGGGACUGCAGAGGCGGCAGAGCCGCCCAGACUCACAGCCUGCCUGCUCACAGGUGUUACCACUGGGAUGGCCGCCACCGCAUGGGGGCCCUUCCGGUCACCAUCAGCCUCCUCCGGUGCCUGGGUGUCCGUGCGGCAUCCGGCCCGAGGAGCAGAGCUGCUGGUCUCCCAGGCCGGGCACAGGACCUCGCCGAUUCGCUCAGGGAGCCUUUGCGUGUGACACGCCCACCAGCACAGCCUGCAGGCUGCACAGCGCCCGCCAGGCCAGCCCUCCCGGCUCACCCGUCCGUCCGGGGGCUGGCCUCAGGGGAGGGGCGGGGGGGGGGUAGCUGGCCGCCCCCACUGCAGUGACGGGCAGUUUGUCAGAGAACAUCCAGCGGGCCGCCUGGCCAAUUUGGAGGACAAAGGGAAGCCCCUGCACGCCAGAUGCUUGAGGCUGUCUUGAGUUUU
Molecule: messenger RNA, 8896 nt
Organism: Pipistrellus kuhlii (Kuhl's pipistrelle)
Lineage: Eukaryota; Metazoa; Chordata; Mammalia; Chiroptera; Vespertilionidae
Gene: ACACB
Product: acetyl-CoA carboxylase beta
Exons: 54
Coding region: 289-7677 (2462 amino acids)
Biological process (GO): fatty acid biosynthetic process
Molecular function (GO): acetyl-CoA carboxylase activity; metal ion binding; ATP binding
Source: RefSeq, a predicted model, not a curated record